Messenger RNA from Symbiodinium sp. CCMP2592, 2922 nucleotides. Lineage: Eukaryota; Dinophyceae; Suessiales; Symbiodiniaceae. The record is from the annotation of a GenBank genome assembly.
AUGUCACAGCUUCUGCAAGAUCAACUGCUUGACAUGGGGGCCAAGCCUCUGCCUACUGACUUGAGUCAGGCAACACCCACCGUUGCAGCGGCCAGAGCUGUGGCUGGAUGGCAAAGCAAUAAGCGUGUCCUUCCUCUGGUUCCGGAGUUCAAACAUGUUGUGAACGUCCGUGGCAGCUUCACUGCUGCGUCUAUGCAUGGCCUUCAAGUAGGCUGCAAACUCCCUGCACCAUGGGAGGUACCUGCUUCUGCAAACGUUGACCCGUGCUUCGUGUCGUCCGUGCCACAAGGUGCCAAAGUCCUUCGCAUCCUCACGGUGCCGGGGGAUAGUUCAGAGGAUGCUUCUGACAACUUGAGUGCAGGCCAGGCCGACGGGCAAGACGACUCGCCGGCAGCCAGUUUUCUUCACCGUACAUGUUCGGACCUUCACUCUCCGCCUGAGGAUGCUCACCCUGCUGAGAAGCUUGCUUGCAUCAUGUUACGGUGGAACACUCGCUUCAGCCAAGAGGAGAUGCGAACUCUCUUGGACAUGUUGCCGCAAAAACAUCAGACCAGAGCCAGGGGGAGCUGUGAUGACCAAUCUAAUCAGUUUCUGUGCGGAGCCUAUGCUCAUGGGCCCAUGACGGGCUGCAAAAACUUGACGCGGGAUAUGCCUUGGUGCACUGCUGUGCUUUGCAAGCAUGUUCGCGAUAAUGCUCCGGGUUUUUGCUUCUCUGCCGUGGGCUAUCUGUGCAAUGUGCGUGCAGAAGCCCAUCGUGAUUUGCACAAUGAGCCAGGAACAAAGAACCUGAUCAUGGCAACGCAUGCUUGUGCUGGCGGAGGACUGUGGCUCGAGGAGGCAGGUGGACCUAUUGCAAUGGUCGUCGGGAAAACCCAACGUGCUGGGAGAUUUCACGACUUAGCAGUUGGGAGACCCUUUAUCUUUGAACCGAAGCGUUGGCAUGCCACUCAACCGUGGCGAGGUGACAGAGGAGUGAUCGUGGCAUACACCCCAGUGGGAGUGACCAAACUUGCGACUGCCGACAAAGGGGUCGCAAAAGUACAAAAAGGAAGUAUAACUUUCGGCGUGUACCAUGAGCCGGAGGAGUUCGUGGCGAGGGCGUUGAGCGUGCAACAUCCGUGUCACUUGGAAAGCCUUUUGCCAUCAGAGCUUGUCGAGGCCAUACGGGCGAAUCAUUCCAAAGAUGUUGCUACGCUUGGGCGAGAGCGAACUGAGAUGCUCAAGAAAUGGCUCGCUCGUGCUGAGGAGCUGGAAACUGCCGAAAGCCAGCUCAAGGGAUCCUUCAGCUCCCAUCGACGUCAAGUGUUGUGCAACAAGCGGCUGCUCUUGAUGAAAGAGAUGCUUGACAGUGUGGGACAUGAGGACGAGGACUUGAUAUCUGAUCUGUCAAACGGUUUUGACUUAACCGGUGACGAGAUCGUGGAUCAAGGCGUGCUUGCAGCCACGGAGAAGGAGUUGACCAAAGGCUUCAUUGAGGGGCCGGUGAGUGCCAGCGACAUCCCUGAUGAUGGGACGGUCACUCAUCGCUUUGGAGUGAUUCAAGGAGAGACCGAGGAAGGUCCCAAAGUUAGACCAAUCGAUAAUUACUUGAGUUCGCUUGUAAAUUCGGUUGUAUCCCAAAGUGAACAAGUGCCCGUUCACACGAUAGACGUAGUUGCUGGCAUGUUGGCGAUGUGGUUGCACUUGUCUCCUUUGAAGUCCUUGCGUGCGGGACUUGUGUGCAAAUGUUGGGACCUCAGUGCCGCGUACAAGCAACUGCCGCUUAGUGACAAGAGUUUCGAAAAGGAUAGCUUUUUCGUAAUCUUCUGUCCCCGCACUCGCAAGCACGUCAUCUACAAGCAGCGGGUCAUGCCCUUCGGGGCAAAAGCCUCAGUGACCGCCUUUAUCCGUUGUGCAUUCGGGAUUUGGCGGUUGGGGGUAAAAAUGUUUGCCUUGGUCUGGAGUUUUUAUUUUGACGAUUUCCUAUCGGCCUGCAAGCCUGAGGAGCGCCGACAUGUGGAAGUCGUGAUCAGCACUCUGUUUCGGCUACUAGGUUGGGAUCUUUCACUAGAUAAACUUUUGCCUUACGACGUGUGCUGCAAAGUUCUUGGAAUCAAGAUUGACAUGUCUGAAGCUCGCCUGGGGCUCUUCAAGUUGGCGAACACCGAAAAGCGUGUGCUUGAGUUGACUGCUGCCUUGGACGAGGUCUUGUUAGCUGGCAGGUUGUCGCAUUCUGACUGCGAGAGGCUUCGUGGUAGGCUGCAGUUUGCUUCGGGCCAGUUGUUCGGUCGGAGGGCGAAGGUUGCUCUGCAUCAGCUUAGCCGGCAUCACGGAGGUCGGUUGAGUGAGGUCACUUCCGAGGCGUGCCGCUUCUUGAGGCGUCUGGUUUCGUCAAACCAGAGCCGCUCGAUUAGUCGGCAACUGGGCAAUGUUGUGCAUGUGUAUGUGGAUGCAUCUUUCAGCGAUGAAGGCAAGCUUUGUGGCAUCGGGGGCAUGGCAUAUGACCAUAAAGGCUCCUUGCUCCAAUGGUUCGGUGAAAACCUUGAUGCUUCGCUUGUUUCCCAAGUCAUGACGUCCUUUGAGCGUGUCAAAGAGACUGUCAUCUUUGAGCUGGAGGCUUUGGCGGUAUAUGUUGCGCUGAAGUUUUUCUUCAAAGCUCUUAAGGGCAAGAAUGUGGUUGUGUUCACCGACAACGAAGGUGUUCACGGCGCCUUCGUAAAGUGCUGGACAGUGAGUCAGUUUGCAACGCAUGUUAUCGAUGCGGUAUGCGCGAUUGAGGAAAGCCUUGGCUUUAUGAUUUGGUACGAUCGAGUUCCAUCUGUGAGUAAUCCUUCGGAUCCGCUUUCGAGAGGAGUGUGGAACCUGCCGACACCUGUGCGUGUUAGGCCUGCGGCAAAGUUCUUCGAAAGCCUUCUUGAGGAGUCGAAGUCACGACCGAAGUGA